Molecule: messenger RNA, 1045 nt
Organism: Cuscuta campestris
Lineage: Eukaryota; Viridiplantae; Streptophyta; Magnoliopsida; Solanales; Convolvulaceae
Source: the annotation of a GenBank genome assembly
AGGGAGUGACUUUGAAUACUAGACCAUUAUGAUAAAAAUUGAUUUAGCUCUACAUUAGGUUAUGGGCUCAACUUCACAUGCUCCUGUGGUACUGCAAUAAUUUAUUGUGAAAUAGUUCUUAAUAAGCUUCAUUCAGAUGACAAAUACCAUUCAGAAGAAGUUCAAGGUUUCUUCAACACAACUUUUGUAUCAAACAUGUCCUUAUCAAGCAAUGACUCUAUUUGUCUCCGGUCCAUUUCUGGACAAGUUUUUGACAAACCAAAAUGUAUUUGCUUUCCAAUACACCCCGCAAGUGCUGGGAUUUAUUGUUUUGUCCUGCUUGAUAUCUAUAUCUGUUAAUUUUAGCACCUUCCUUGUGAUUGGAAAGACAUCGCCGGUCACCUACCAGGUUCUCGGGCAUCUGAAAACAUGUCUAGUAUUGGCGUUUGGUUAUGUCCUACUUCGUGAUCCGUUUAACUGGAGGAAUAUUCUUGGGAUCCUGAUUGCUAUGUUCGGGAUGGUUCUCUAUUCAUAUUACUGCACUCUUGAGGGCCAGAGAAAGGCUACAGAACCCUCACCACAACAACUUCAGCCAAAGGAAGGUGAAACAAUUCCUCUAGUACACUUGGAAAAUGGCAGUGCCCGUCACAAAUGAUGUGAAUAUCUGCACACCGUCUUUGAAAAGUUGAGCAGAUGAGUAAAGCUACGACGGUCUAAAUUCUUGCGCAACUACAUGAACAUAUGGUUUAAGGCUUCGCUAUAUGCGAAAUUUGAUAGGGAGAAAGUUGUUUCAUUGAUCGAGGUAAUGAGUACCCAAAGGAACAACUUUUUGUUUUUUAAGUUAGAACAUUUGGCAUCACGAUGCAAAUGCUUAUGAGUUUUUUUUUUAUUUCCGUAAGGUACGAUAAGCUUAGCUUGUUUGAGCUAUGUGUCCGUUCUCCAUUGAGGAAAGGUUUUAAUUCAUAAGUGAAAUAUUGUGUUUUAUCAUUAAUUGUCGAAAAGGGUUUAAUUUUCCAUUGCAAUCUCUUUUACAACAUUCUUCUUAGACGCGUUUUUGUCAUUGUUA